Molecule: messenger RNA, 1575 nt
Organism: Penicillium macrosclerotiorum
Lineage: Eukaryota; Fungi; Ascomycota; Eurotiomycetes; Eurotiales; Aspergillaceae
Product: MFS transporter
Exons: 3
Coding region: 1-1575 (524 amino acids)
Biological process (GO): transmembrane transport
Molecular function (GO): transmembrane transporter activity
Source: RefSeq, a predicted model, not a curated record
AUGGAGAAAGACAGGGACAGCAAGAUUCCAUACCGGCAGCUUAUUUUCGAUCAAGGAGUGGUCACUGAGGAGAUUGUCAACCACCAAUAUAGAGGUACAGGAACAAUUGAAGACCCAUAUCUUGUGAACUGGAUUGCAAACGAUCCUCGGAAUCCUAAAGAGUUUUCUGCCUUUUCUAGAUGGGCAUACACUGCGUUGAUGGCUUUGGCCACGCUUGAAGUGUCAUUAGCCUCGUCGGCUUAUACUGGAGGAGAGCUCGAGGUUAUGAAAGAGUUCCAAAUCAGUUCUGAGGUUGCAAAUCUGGGAGUUUCUGUGUUCUUGCUUGGUUUCGCAAUUGGACCUCUAUUCUGGGCACCUAUGAGUGAGCUUUAUGGACGACAAAUAUUGUUUUUCGUGAGCUUUUCCGGCUUCACUAUUUUAAGCGCGGCAAUACCAGGGUCAAAAAAUCCUUGGUCAUUGAUCAUCCUUCGAUUUCUCGCCGCCUGUUUUGGAUCAUCGCUACUUACCAAUGCCGGCGGUGUUAUUGCAGAUAUGUUUUCAGCGACAGAGAGAUGCUUGGCAAUGAGUUUGUUUGCUAAUGCAGCAUUUUGUGGUCCUGUGCUUGGUCCAAUAAUUGGUGGUUUCUUGGGGAUGAAUGCCGGUUGGAGAUGGGUUAUGGGUCUCCUGGCUGCUGUCUCUGGUGUCCUCUUCAUCACCUGCUGUUUACUUGUGCCAGAAACAUAUAUGCCUAUUCUUCUCCAACGGAGGGCCAGAAGGCUUUCGAAAAUCUCCGGCAAAGUAUACAGAAGUGAGUUUGAGGUACAACAAGGUAAAAUAAGUGCAAAAAUCGCAUUUAAAACCGUAUUAUGUCGGCCAUUUAUUUUGCUGCUGUGUGAGCCGAUCGUGUUGCUUUUGUCCAUCUAUAUUGCCACUAUCUACGGAACAUUGUACAUGAUGUUUGGUGCCUUCCAGAUCGUUUUCCAAGAUGAGCGUCAAUGGAACCAGGGAUUGUCCGGCCUGGCAUUGCUGGGACUCUUAGUUGGUGUACUCUGUGCUCUCGGAUUCACCAUCUUUGACAAUAAACGCUAUACCAAGAUACAGGAGAUGCACAAUGGUUUUGCGCCACCGGAGGCGAGACUUCUACCCUGUCUAAUUGGCGCUAUAGUACUGCCUAUCAGUCUUUUCGCGUUUGCCUGGACUACCUUUCAAUCCAUUCAUUGGAUUGUCGGUAUUAUUGCCAUAGCUCCCUUUGGGUUUGGGAUGGUCAUCUUGUACCUGUCAAUCACCAAUUAUCUGAUUGAUUCUUACACAAUAUUUGCAGCUUCCGCACUGGCAGCCAAUUCAAUCCUUCGAUCUUUUAUCGGCGCAGCCUUUCCAUUGUUCACCGUCACCAUGUACGAUAACCUGGGAGUUCAUUGGGCAUCUAGCGUACCAGCUUUCUUAGCAUUGGCGUGCGCUCCCUUUCCAUUUUUGAUUUCCAAGUACGGUCAAAGUAUCCGAAAAAAGUGCAAACAUGCAGCCGACUCGGAAGCAUUGAUACGAAAGUUUCCAGAGCAGACACCUCUACAAAUUUCCCACGCCAACGAGAGUACUUGA